Molecule: messenger RNA, 2665 nt
Organism: Danio rerio (zebrafish)
Lineage: Eukaryota; Metazoa; Chordata; Actinopteri; Cypriniformes; Danionidae
Source: RefSeq, a predicted model, not a curated record
AUUCACCAGCGAAGCGAAAGCAUGACGUCAUUACUGAGAAUUAGCGCAUGCGCUGUGAAGGGGGGAACAGGGGGAGCUGAAUUCUCCGGAACAACGGUUUGUGUUUGACGCGAGGCCAUUUUUCAGCAAGGAACAUUCCUGUUGCUGUAAAUUUUCCGUUUGGUUGUGGUAAGAAACAGCAUCAGUAUGAAGGACGAUUCAUUUAUCUUUUGGAUUUUGUUACUUGUGAACGGUGUGUCUGAUGCUAAUCAGAAUGCAGUAAAUUUGACAUUAAUGGUGGGAGAUUCAGUCACUUUAAACUCUGGUUUAAGUGAAAUAUCCAAGGAAGAUACAAUGCGGUGGUUCUUUAAGAAGGAAGGACAGAAUGAAGAACGUAUAGCUGAAAUCACAGGAGAGAAAAUAAGGUUGGAUGAUCUUAAUGGGAUUUUCAAAGACAAACUCGAGCUGGAAAAAAAGAACGCAUUUCUGACCAUCACAAGCAUCAGCAGUAAAAAUACUGGAGAAUAUAAACUAAAGAAAAGUGAAAAUAUCAUAAUUUCAUUCAUUGUGAAUGUCAAAGAUGGUGUGAAGAAUGUGCCAGUGAUUGAGGGAGAUUCAGUCACUCUACACACUGGUGUUAUCCUCAAACGUGAUGUGAAGUGGACAUUUGAAAAUCGAGACUUAAAACCCAGUGAUGAUCAGACCGGAGAUCUCACCAUCACAAACAUCGAUAAUCAUCAGAGUGGAAAUUAUGUAUUGGAGAUCAACAACAGCACAAUGGGCUUAAAUAGAACAUACUACAUUGCUUUGAUCGAUGGUGUGAAGAAAGAAACGGUGAAAGAAGGAAAUCCUGUCAAUCUACGCACUGGGCUUAUUGAAAUUAAGGGUUAUGAUCUGGUUUUGUGGAAGACUAAGGAUGUUACUGUGGCUGAAAUCAAUAAAAACAAAAAUAAAUUCUUAACACUUGAUAAAGGUGAUACGAGAUAUGGUGGCAGACUGGAUUUCAUUCAACAGUCUGGAAAUCUCAUCAUCCGUGACUCGAGAACAACAGACUCAGGAGAUUAUGAUUUACAGAUGAACAGCAGCACAUACUCCUUACAGAGGACCAUCCGUGUUACUGUUAACAAUUCAGGUGUGGCUACAGGUGCUGCAACAGGAAUCGUUGUUGGUCUGCUUGUGCUCCACUGGUGUCUGUAGCUGUAAUUCAUCAAAACAUCAGCAAAAUAGCGAUAUUUCCUCUGAUGAAAGAAAUUGAUUAGCAAAUCCAAUUAAGUCUUAUAAUAGCAGUAUUGUAUGUGCUUUUGAGAUGCGAAACUGCUUAUUAAGGAAUUUAAUUUGCUGAUAAUAAGUAAUAUAUGAUGCUUUCAUUCCUAAUGGCGUAGAUGCAGUAUUGAGCCUGGGCUUACUUUACAUGGACAUCAGUAUCCUGAUUAUUUACUUUAUUCCAUAUAAGACGGAUUUAAAGUGUUUGUGGGUGUGAGUUGUCUUUAGAAUAUUUCUUUCAUGUUUCGCUUUUACAUAUUAUAGUUUAUACACUGAAUAAUGCCACACAACGUUACAUUCCUAAGUGACAUCCUCGAACAUUCCCUCCAGAAUUUUGCACAUCAACACUCGUUGGUGUAGGACCAUAUAGAGUUUCGGGUGUUUAAGCUUCAAGUGCUGUUAAUUGUUUGUCAUGCUAUUCACGCAAACAGAUGACAGCAGAUACUAAUUCUUGCUCAUUGCACUCUUUUGUUUGCCAUAUUGUUGACCACCGUUUACAUUGUAUAACAGAUUGUCUUAAUAACGUUAAUAUCAGAAGGUUGUUGUCCAUGUAAAUGUACUGAAGCUGUUCAUUUUGUGUUAUUUUAUGAAAGGAACACUCCUCUUUUUUUUGAAAGUAGGUUAAUUUUAUAACUCCCCUAGAGUUAAACAUUUGAGUUUUACCAUUUUUGAUUCCAUUCAGCUGAUCUCUGUGUCUGGGAAAGUUUUUUUUUUUCUUUUUAGCUUAGCUUAGCAUAGAUCAUCGAGUCAGAUUAGACCAUUAGCAUCUUGCUCAGAAAUGACCAAAGAUUUUUUUUUUUGAUAAUUUUCCUAUUUAAAGCUUAACUCUUCUGUAGUUAAAUUGUGUUCUAAUACUGACUGAAAAUGAAAAGUUAUUAUUUUCUAGGCCAAUUGAAUGAGCCUAUUUUUUAAAAAGUGGAGUGUUCCUUUAAGUGUUUGACUAAAUAAGCCUAAUGCAGCAUGUUGUACUGUAUAAGAUAUUGCGAGAAGCAAUCUAAAGCUAAAUAUGUAUAUGUGCCUUUAUUUUUUGAUACUUGCAUUUUUACAUUCCACAUUGUUUUGUAUGUCAUGUACUUUUGUGUUUAUUAUCUAAAGAUUUUAAGCAUUUUGAAAAAACAACAUUUGGACCAUUGGGGAGCAAUAAAUAAAUGUAUUAGUAUUAUUAUUGCUAUUAUUAUUGGAAACAAAACCUUGUUAGAACUUGCUGUUUAUAGAUGUUCUUAAUCUUUUUUUUUUUCUUGUUCACAUUUCUCACUGCACCCCAGUCUCUAAUUCAUUUUUUAUUUGUUAAACAUUUCAUUCAUUCCUCUUUUGAUCUUUUAUAAACCUCUGUUACUACAUGACAGGCAGUGUAUUUUAUUUUAUCAGUUAAAAUCUGUAUCAGUGUUAUAGUUAUUAAUUAAAAGCUUGAUUUGCCAUAAAU